Symbiodinium natans is the source of this 1144-nucleotide messenger RNA. The record is from the annotation of a GenBank genome assembly. NCBI's taxonomy places the organism in Eukaryota, Dinophyceae, Suessiales, Symbiodiniaceae.
ACUAGCACUGCAACAGGAGACGGCGCUCAAGAUCCUACGCCAGGACUACAGCUGGGUGCUCUUCAUUCAACCGGGCAGUCAGGGGCCGCUCCCCCUCCUCUUUGCAGCGGCACAAAAAUGGAAGAAGUCUCAGGAGGAGGGAACAACGACCAGUACACUCCGCACCACUCUGUUCGGUUGUCUGAUCACGAUGCUGCACGCAAGCCUGAAAGACAUCGGAGGAGUGACGCAGACACCCUUCCAGAAGAAGGCAGAGGACAACAAAUGGCUACAGGAAGGCCAUUGGUGCUACCAGAAGUGGUCGCCGGCGUUGGGGAGCCUGGUGGUCGACGAGGGGAGGCCCCCGCUUCCACACGCGAAGCUAGUGGAAGCACUACAACUCCUUCUACCCAUCAUCAUGCAGCCCUACAUGAUACACAGAUUCCACGCCACACGCCCCCUAGCAGACACCAUGACAGGGGUCACGGCUUUCCAGCUGGACAUCUCCAAUCGCACGAAGGGCCACCCAACAGUAUGGGAGACACUGGAGGCAUUGACCGGCCUGUCGGCCAUGCAGGUCAUCGGCCUCCAACUAAGGAGGGACACGCUCAAGCAGUCACCGGCUGCCGCGCUUGUCCAACAGGUUGCGGACAUCCUCAAGUAUGGUGCCCAGGAACAGGCCUGGAGGGAUGUGUAUCAUGCGCGUAGGCCCAUUCACGUUCACGCACUGAGCUCCUGGCGGCCCUUGCUGUGCAAUUGGGCUAACCUCCACCAGCAACAUGACGCUUGUGAAUUCCUAGAACACCUCCUAGGAGCUGGACGACCCCAAGUUCUUCAAGGCAAGUGGGAAUCGCGCAUUGUUAGUGAGGUUGAGGGCACCGAGACCAGAGGACAGCACAACACACAGCGGUCCAUUACCCUUGACCUGGCGGACCCUUAUGCCACCACUAACCUCCAAGCACUUGUUGACCAUUGGCACACCGGCGGCACGUACGUACAGGCUUGCACGCAUCCUCCACGCAUCCUGCUUCUGCGCAUCUCGCGAUUCUUGGACACGGACGCUGGCGAGACGGUCAAACUGCACACCAGGGUCACCAUUCCCACUGCAAUCCAGAUCCCGUGCUACUGUGACCCACAUCAGGGGGACUACGCUUUGAUGACUUGA